Thamnophis elegans (Western terrestrial garter snake) is the source of this 3150-nucleotide messenger RNA. Its product is annotated as maestro heat-like repeat-containing protein family member 7. Gene Ontology annotation, cellular component: cytoplasm. NCBI's taxonomy places the organism in Eukaryota, Metazoa, Chordata, Lepidosauria, Squamata, Natricidae. The record is from RefSeq and is a predicted model, not a curated record. Bases 1 to 3150 code for a protein of 1049 amino acids. The transcript has 25 exons.
AUGGAGGAGGGAGAAAUUUUGGAUACCAUCUUGGAACAUCUUCAUCCUCUCCAGAUUCCUGCAGACCACAAAGUCACCAGGGGGAAAAUGAGUGGAUGGCAGCCCAUCAGCCAGAAGCUUUCAAGGCAACAAAGCACUUCCUACUUCUUGUCUAAAGAGAAGAUAAACCUGUACAAAUAUUAUGGCUUCAAAUUGAGGAAUACCAAGCAGAAGGACCUUGUAAAAGAUCACCUCAAGAAGCUUCUGGCAAUCUCACUUGAAGAUGAGACAGACAGAGAGGGAAUCUCGGAGAGCAUCCACCUAGCUGUACACCAUCAUCUUCCCGAAAUUCUCUUGGUCCUCAGGGAGGUCGGUAACAUCGCACAGCCCAAGAGACCAUCUCUCUUGGAAGACUCCCAUGAGGACCCACAAUAUGUGUCUGACAGAAGGAUUAGGACAACAUUAAUCCUCUGCUAUGGACAAGCAGCCCAGGGAGCCUCCCCUGAAGACCUGGGUGAUUUCAUCCAACCCAUCGUGUCCGAAAUGCUUGUCCAGUACUCCACUAUGAACAAGGACGAAGGCCUGAAGAAAGCCUUCAUGAGGUCCAUCAUCAUGGUCACCAAAGCGGCUGCCCUCAGCAGGAGGCAAGACCUCCAUCUGCCCCAGAAACAGGAAUUGGUCACCAAGAUCAUCGAAGUCAUUGAAGAUGAGCCCCUGAUACCCUUGUCUGUCACAAUUCUCCAUCAAGCCAUCGUCACCAUCACCUGCAUGAGCCGUAUGAAGCCCUCCUUGAACUCUGAGGUGAGGUCUGAAGUGGUCAACCAAAGCAUCCGGAAGGUGUUUUCAUUGCCAGCUCUCAAAGUAUCCACAAUGAAAACAGAUAGCCAACCCCCAUCAUCUCACUCUCAGGAUUUCUAUCAUCAAAUAGCCACUGCCUGCAACAACAUGCUGACCGGAUUGCUGUCUGAAGCUCCCAAUUUGGAUGCCCUGCAGGAGAUCCUGAUGCACACAAAUCCCUGGAUCGAUUCUCCCAAGAGCCACGAGAGAUGGAGGGCCCUCAAGACCAUCAAGCACCUCUUCAAGUUCGUUUUGGAAAAUGUCAAUUUCGACACCACAGGUGACUUUUCUUUGCUGGGACAGCUGGUGGCUUUGCUGGCCCUGCACAUUGGCGACAGCAGACCAGAAAUUGGCCAGAUAUCCGCAGAGGUUGCCUACCACCUGCACCACCUCCUCAUGAGCAAAAUGGCAAAAGAAAUGGACAAGAAACAGAAGAACAUUGUACAUUUGCAGAGGGAAGAAUUCUUUGUUUCGGGCUCUGGGAUCUUCCACAACAACAUCUCCAAAAUGGCGAAGGCUUUUGGGAAGCAUCUCAGCCCAUUGCAGCUAACGCAGCUGCUCUUGGAAACCCUGGGGGCUUUGACACAAGUCGACAUCUCACACUCUGCGGGGCUGCUCCUCAACGCCAUCCUAUUGGAGUUUGGAGAUGAGGAGGAAACGAAGGAACUACCCAUGAUCUUGAAGGAGAUCUAUCAGCGUCUCCCGAAUAUUACCCACCCAGCAACCAAAGCCCUCGCCCUCAAGGCCGUAUAUCACUUGGCCUCCAAGAGGGUCAACCAAGUUGUGGACAUAUUGCUGGAAUCCUCCGUUGGCUGUGAUGGAAAUGCCAGGGAGAUUUGGGAGGCGCUGGCUGAAGACCCUUAUGCCAAUCUCAAGAUCAUGAAGCCCCUCAUGAAAAGGCUGGAAGACCAAGACCCCAGCACCGAUGCCCUCUCAAGGAGGAAUAGCAAGUCCCUCAUGCCCAUUGCUGCCACCAAUGCCCUCUCUUUCCUCCUGUCCCUCCCGAACGCUGCUGAGCUCCUCCCCAACAAAUUCUCCAACCUGCUCCUCGCCCUGGUCACGCAGCUGUACUUCCUCCUGGGAGCCAGCAAGAGUGGAUCCGGGAGGUCCAGCAGAGUCAUGGACCUUUCAGAACAGAUCAACCCCUUGAGCACGGCAGUGGAGGCGAUCAAAAACCUCAUCCUGUCUGCCGGAUACAAUGAAGAAUAUGAAGAUUUGACGACGCUGGGAUGCUGGAAGAUGCUCUUGAGCCCAGAUAGUCUGUUUGAGGCCAUUUUCCACCUGGUCCGGAAACUCUUUGCAUACAAUAAAGCGGAGAUGAAGAUGAUGUUCAGACAUGCCAACACCUACCUGCACCAUCCCGACUUAAGGGAGAAGACAAUUGGCAUGGUGUUCUUCUCGGAGCUUCUCUCUCACCCGGAGCUUGGGCACUUGUUCAUCAUGAAGGACAUCCUCAGGGUCCUCCAAAAAUGGAUGGCUGAGCCAUAUCCCCUCAUCCAAAUAUUUGCUGUUCGUGGUCUGGGGUAUCUUCUCCAGCACCCCUUUGAGAAUACGAUGUUAGAGCCGGUGCUAGUCCCCGUGGUCAACUGUGCUUGUCACCCAGACAAGUCUGUAGCAAAAGAAUCACUCCGGACGCUUCAGUUCCUUUUCCGGCAUCUGAAUGCUCAAACCUAUGGAUGGAAAGCUGUCAAUCUUAUUCCGGUCCUGGGGAAUUAUUUUGCAGAUGAGGACACCGAGUUGCGCAACACCUCCAUCACCCUUUUUGGCCUGGUCUUAAAAGGGGUCAAGAGGGCAGAGGGGAAUCUGACCAAAUCCAUCCUGCACAACCUGAUUCCUCUCAUAAUCCAGUUGGCUAAUAGUUGGACCCGAGAGAUCUCCAGGAACACCCUGAUCUCCUGCAUCUCCUUUAUGAAGUGGGAGGAGGUUCCAGAGACUUUGUUUGACUACGAGAUUUACACCAGUCUCCAGAGCAUGUAUUCCAGCAUCUGCUCGGAGGUGAUCAAUCGAUGCAAGGAAAAAUUGCCGGUAAUGUUGAAGCAGAUGCUGAAAUUCCUGAAGAGCCGGAAUUCUUCAUCCCGAGAGGCAGCUGCCCUCUUAAUUGGCUGCUGUGCAGAAUACAUGAAACAGAAUGUGGUGACUUCCAAACAAAUCGAAGAAGUUUUCCUGGGUCUCCAGGAUCUGCAAGAGGAUUGUGAAGCCUCCGUGGCUCAGGCUGCAGCUGAGUCCAUGAAAGUAAUCGUCUGGCAGUGCGGCCAUCGGAUGAAGCCAGAUCAGAUUAUUAUCCAUUUCCUCUCCAAUGCCAUCCGGAACACCUCCGUGACCAAACUGUCAUAG